Messenger RNA from Exaiptasia diaphana, 2312 nucleotides. Its product is annotated as high-affinity lysophosphatidic acid receptor-like. Gene Ontology annotation, biological process: G protein-coupled receptor signaling pathway. Gene Ontology annotation, molecular function: G protein-coupled receptor activity. Lineage: Eukaryota; Metazoa; Cnidaria; Anthozoa; Actiniaria; Aiptasiidae. Gene Ontology annotation, cellular component: membrane. The coding region runs from base 828 to 1958 and encodes 376 amino acids. The transcript has a single exon. The record is from RefSeq and is a predicted model, not a curated record.
UAAAAUAGUUUGCGUCAAAAAAAAAAGUCAACUUCAAACCAUGAUAUCCGAUGACAUCAGGCAUUGAAAAUGAUCAAGUGCACGUGAAGCGAUCUCUUCAUACGUCACUUUUAAGUCAAUUUCUCAAAAACAUUGAUAAAUACACUAGUCAACAUCAAAUAUUAAAUACAUUACCAGACCUACAAUCCAUUUAACCAUCCCAAACUGCCUCUUCAUAGAUUUCUAACUGUUGAAAUACAAAACUUCUUCUAAAAUGUUAUAAAUGUCAGUACAUUUCUGAAUGGUCGAAUGCUCCCUUCUCCCUCCCCCUACCUUUCAAAAACAUAAAUAAUUUGGGAAUUUAAAGUCAAAAUGCCAUGUGCUAGCCGWAUUGACAGUAAUUACAAUGAAAUUUUUCGGAGCAAUCAAUUCAAAAUAGGAGAAGAUCGUGUCCAGGUGGAAAUCGAAUGAUCGAUCGGUACUGUUGGUCCCCGGAGUCAAUUUAAAUGCAGAGUCCAAGUCAUUGUUGAUCUUCGGACUGGUAACGAAGCACUCAUCUUGUGUUGGUGAUCAUAGAUUCUCCGAAGGGGUAUCUAACAUUUCAAGGAUUUUGAUCUUAAAGAAUUGAAGAUAAAAACAGAUUUUUAUGGAUUGUCGCUACGAAUGGAGUGGAUAUGGUUUUGGUCAUCAGAAGGGAAAUCUCACCGCGUUGAAUUAAACUCAAUCCCCAGGGAAUUUAGCUUGUCGUUUGGCAUCAUCGACGAUCGAAUCUUCGACGGUCUAUUUCACCGUUCGCCGGUCUAUAAUCUUGUUGAUUUCAUCAGCUAUGGAAGAAUUAUAGAAUCACAAUGUGUUCAACUUUAAUCCCGGAUGAAAAUUCUACAAACUUGACAAUGAAUGGCUACACCAACUGUAGCGAAUCGACGGCAGUUCCACAAAGCUUUAGCACCAUAUUCAUUGUAGUAUGUGGUGUAAUCAUGGUAUUAAUGAUAGCUGUGAGUGUUAUGGGCAAUGUGAUUGUAUGCUAUAUAGUAUAUCAAAAACCAGCCAUGCGCUCAGCUAUAAAUCUUCUCCUCGCAACACUAGCCAUGGCCGACGUUUUGACGGCAGUGUGUUGCAUGCCAUUCGCUCUGUUUACUCUGAUAGCCCAAAAGUGGAUUCUAGGCUCUGUCUUUUGCCAUAUCAAUGGAUUAUUCUACUCGUUUCUUGUCAGUGAAUCGACGCUUGUUUUAGUGACAAUAUCUAUAGACCGUUACCUCAUAAUAGUAAGAAGAAAAGACACUUUAACGCCGCAAAAAGCGAAAGUCUACAUCGUCGCUUCGUGGGUUGGAGCAGUUCUUUUCGCUGUUCCCCCUAUAUUCCAAUGGGGUCAGUAUAUGUACACAGAAGGUCAAUUGCAGUGCUCUAUUCGGCUUACAAAGCUCAACGUACGAGACAAAUCUUACGGGAUAGCCUACUUUUCGUUUGCGUUUAUUCUCCCGUUCGCCAUAAUGAGUUAUUGUUACUAUUGCAUUCUCAGAACGGUUCGACGGAAUUCUCAACGCGUUGGCAACCAUCCCCCGGCCGCUGGGGCACCAAUAAGGCUAACAGCAACCAAGAUAAAUCGUCCCGGUCGGAUGGAUAUAAAUUACAGUUUCAAAACGCGAGCCUUUACGACAAUUUUGAUACUCUUUCUUCUGUUUGUCAUAUGCUGUCUUCCUUACGUAACACUUCAAUUUUAUAUGAUUUUCUUCGAGUUUAAAGCAGUGACUCCCAUGAAAGAGAUAAGCGCUGUUUUUCUAUUUCUCACAUACUUAAACUGUACUUUGAAGCCUGUUAUUUAUUACUGGAGAAUUGGUAAAUUUCGCGAGGCGUGUUUUGAUAUUAUGCCCGCUUGGUGCUUGCAAAUUCCAAAAUGUCUUCCCGGCAGAGCGAUUCGAAGAAUUCGUCCCGGAGAGCGAUACAAGGUUGACCGAAAAGUCGCCGUGUCAUCAAUGUAAUGUGUGGAUUUUCURCAACAUUGAAUGUAGUUUUUUCAAAGAUUUUUACAAAUUUUAGAAUUAUAUAUGAAUCGCUCGAGUUCUCAUUAUUCGAAAUAAGACGCUUUUUCAAGGACCUAAAAAGUCAACAYACACGUACAUGUGAAAGCCACGAAAUAAAAUCUAAAGGGAAAAAAUUCUCAAGAAGUACAAUCCAACGCGGAAGAAUCAGCUUAAAAAGCAUUUUAGGUGUAAUAUUUUUCGAGUGCAGUUGAAAUUCAAUCUUGUUGGGCCCUUGACAAAGCGGACUUUUACAAAUCUUAAAGCGAAUUCAAUGCUGGCAAAUUUAAACAAAUAAAAUAUAUUUUAUUCAUA